AAACGCAGAGUGGACCAACUUCAACAUGCAGGAGUCUCCAGGUGCCGUGGGUGUAGAUGGCAGCUAUUCCAGCAAUGUUCCUGCCUUUCUCACCAAGCUCUGGACACUGGUUGAAGAUCCAGACACCAACCACCUGAUCUGCUGGAGCGCUACUGGGACCAGUUUCCACGUGUUUGACCAGGGACGCUUUGCCAAAGAAGUUCUGCCAAAAUACUUCAAACAUAACAACAUGGCAAGCUUUGUUCGACAGCUCAACAUGUAUGGUUUUCGUAAGGUGGUGAACAUUGAGCAGAGUGGUCUGGUGAAGCCCGAGAGAGAUGAUACAGAGUUCCAGCAUCUGUACUUCCUCCAGGGCCAUGAGCAUAUGCUGGAGCACAUCAAGAGAAAGGUAUCCAUUGUGAAGAGUGAAGAGACCAAAGUUCGUCAGGAGGACCUCAGUAAACUGCUUUAUGAAGUCCAGCUCCUUCGAACACAACAGGACAACAUGGAGUUUCAGAUGCAGGACAUGAAGCAGCAGAAUGAGGUUCUGUGGAGAGAGGUGGUGUCACUGAGACAGAACCACACCCAACAACAGAAAGUCAUGAACAAGCUGAUUCAGUUUCUGUUCAGUCAAAUGCAACCCAACUCACCCAGCUCUGUGGGCCUGAAGAGAAAGCUGCCUCUAAUGUUGGAUGAUGGCCCCCCCAGCCCCUCUGUAUCCAAGUUCAGCCAUGGUCAUCAAAUGGAGUCCAUGCACGAAUCCUUCUACAUUCAGUCUCCAUCUAGCGACACAGCUUCCUGCUCAGGCAGCGGGCUGACAGGAGGACCGAUUAUAUCCGAUGUUACUGAUCUUUCUCAGACUGGAAUGGCCCUGCAGAUGCAGUCUGAUGAGAGCAGAGAAAAGUGCAUGGUGCUCAUCAAAGAGGAGCCUGUGAGUCCAGGCGUGAGACUAGGUGGGAAGCGAAGCAGCAUGGGAGGGGGAGAAGAGGUCAUGUCACUGACCUCCACCUGUGAGGUGUGCUCCGAACCUCCUGUUCUCCCUGUGGCAAUGGUACAGUCUGUUCUGGAGGGUAGGAGUUCAAUAAUGGAGAGAAGGAGUAAGAAACUUGUCGUUGAAAGAGCCGAGGUUCCAGAUGGUGUGGAGAAUGUGGACAUGAGCCUUGAAGAGCUGCAGCAGCUGCUGCUCAGGAACCACCAGCAGGGGGCAGUGGAGUCUGGGUCUGGCACUGUCAUGGAUCCUUUCAGUUUAAGCCUGCCUCUGACUGAAUGGAACUUCUCAGAGAUGGAAUCCAACCUCAAAUCUUACAUGUUCCAGAAUCAGGAGGCAGAAGCAUUCCCAGCUCCUAGCUGUGAGGAGCAGUGACUCUGUGCCAUUAACUGUCCUUUUUUUGAAGAUAAAGACCACAGAUGCUGCUGUUACGCUCUUUAUUCCAUUCUACAUGACUUUGACACUUAAAGAGUCUUCGCAUGUCAAGUUGUCUCCAAAAAACAACGAUAAUUUUCAAAUGCACAUCAACGCAAUGGGACAAAAAUGUGAGCCCAGCCGCAUGCAGACGGUCCACUCUUGGCUCCUGCACUUUAGUCUGUGUGUGAAAGAGUUUUGGCUUGUAGAAAUGACUUUUACUUCCGAUAAAAAAAAUUAUCACUUAUGUAUAGAAAAAAAAUAGCUAGCUUUUUGUAUUGUUUUAGCCGUGAACACACUAUUUUGUAUUAGAGAGCAACCUCGGGUGAACUAACUAGACAAUGUAGGUUAAAAAAACAAGGAAGACCUUCAAUUUUCAAUGGUAUCAAAGGAAAGAAAUCCUUUCAAAAGAUUACAGGUGCAUUUGCCUUUAUGAUAUAAUGAGGUUCCUGUGCUAACAAAAGGAUCAUUUUUUUAACAGAUUUCUAUUUUCAUUAAUCUGUACUCCACUUAAGCAUUCAUUUCAUGUUUCUUUGCACAGAUUUGACAUGUAGCAAGAUGUUCAGUGCCUUUUGUCAAUUUAAAUGUAAAGUUGUAGGGGAAUACAAACAUACAGACAAAAACAUGAACACUACUGCACUUUUGCACAAUUUCUAUGAUUAGUUAGAAAUAUAACAGCAGGCCAUUUCAAAUAGGAAAUCAACAAGUAUUCAAUUCACAUGGAGGACUGAAAUAGUUUUUAGCUUGACUUUUAAUAUUUCAUUUACGUUCUUAAAGCUGCUGAGAAGCAUUCAUGACUUCAAAUGCAACGCAAACGCCUUUAAUAAAUCCACACAUUUUCCUCCAACUUGAAUACAUGAAGGAUAAUAUCUAAUACUCAGAUGUCUUUAUAUAAAUACACAUAAAUGCAUGGAGUGGUUACUUUGGCUUUAAACUUGUGAUAUAGAUGUGACUACCGAUUUACGAAAUGUAUAUAAACUUUAUUUAUACGAGGAAUUGCUAACUGCCAUUUAUGUCAAAUGCUCAGCACUGGUUGCAAGCAACAGUUCCACUUGGGAUACUUGUUAUAAUAGGAAAGCUGCCUGAAGAUAAGUUGUGCAAUAUUGUACAGAACUGUGAGGAAACGGCAAUACACAGAUGACCGUGGAAUGUAGGAAGCAGCAGCUGUGUAAGGUGGAUGGGAGCGUGUCGGUUAAAUGCAAAUGUGAUGUUAGCCUGUCAAUUUAUGAUUUGUUUCUGCUACCAUGGAAACAAAGCAGACAAUUGCCUUUUUUGGACAGGGUUAAAGCCUUAGUCACAUGCACCAGUAUGGCAGUUGAUCCACAGGUUUUUGGGUUGUCUGGGCCUGUGGAGGGUCCUAGAGAGGAGCAACCACAUCUCAAAGGGAGCGCAGGCGUCUUGGAGUCCCUUUGAGGCUUGUAUGGCCACUUCAACGGACGUCAUGAAAAUGCAAAGUACAAUUGUGGUCCGUGUUGUAGGUGUUUUGUUAAGUAUAUGUAAGGCUAAUGUAAGCUGGACACACUGACAAACAAGUGAGGCUGUUGUAUAAUGUCCUUACGCCACAAUCAUUAGUAAGGUUCAUGUACUGGCUCUUUCCUGACCCCAUAUAAAAGCUGCAGGUGUACUCGUGAUAUUAAGUGCCCAUAGGACACCCAUAGGAUGUCAACACAAACUAUUAAUCAUCUUAUUAUCAGAAGACAAAAAAGAGCAGGAACAUUUUCACUCACAUUGGAUAACCAAGCAAUCUAUGACCUUGCAUGCAUCCUGCGUGGCCAAUACAGGUUUGACAUUAUUGCCGCAGACAGCCUGUAUCAAUCCUUAGGGGCAGUUGUGACUAAGGCUUGGCAUAAUUUACCUUUUUUCCCCUCUGUGGUUAACUAACUACUGGAGCUCUAGUAAAAAUAGCCCUUAAAGUCCCACUCCAACCAUAUUUCUUUCUCUAUCAUAAAAUUGUGAUUUUCUUCAUUAUAAUGGUGCUGUUCUUAUUCAAAAUUAAACAGCCUUUGUCAUUUUUAGGCUAUAUUUUAUGCACAGUGGCAGCAGCUCAUUAGAAAUACAAUUCUGGUUUGUGGGUGGAACUGCUAGCACAGAGUAACCUGCUCCCUCCCCGUCACUAACAGCUCUGUUUGCAUGCUCACAAGCGAGUUUAUAGCCUCAGGCUAACAUCAGCGGCGCAAAAAUAAUGGCGACCGAUAUUAGAUCAACCCAGUCGUACAGUUUUGAGUCAGAAUUGCAAUUCUUGAAUUGAGUAUUGAACACUCAUCAUGUCUUUCACAGCUUAGCAUUAGCAGGCCAAGAGGAGGGGAGACUUUGGCAUUCCCAAGCUUCAUUAGUAAGCAUUUUAAGCAUUCUGUUUUCAUCUGCUCCUAAUUAGAAUUAAGAACUACUCCAAAAUGCAGUUUUAAUAAUAAAUUAUUUUAUAUAGGCCUUCUAUUGUGAGAAAAAUACAACAAGAACAUGUUAAAAUCACAAAAUAGACGAUUUUCAUUGGAGUGGGUCUUUAAUGCUUUUGUAACAGGGCACCUAGUGGUAUUUUGGUAAAUUGCUUUAACUGGGACUGAAAUGUUUUGCUUUUAUGAUAAAAUGAAACCUAAUCACACUGUUGAAACAAUAAGUUCCUCUUUAGCUGAUUGUUUAGUGUUCAUGAAGAGGGAAAAACAGAUGUAUCCAACAGAAGAAGCUUCAAAUGAUCAGACAUCUCAUGUUUACAGGCUAACAUUUAUGUUGACAGACCCUCCAUCUCUGUAGAAACAGAAAAAAACGGUGAUCUGUGGUGUACGAAAAAUGAAAUUGCACUAAAAAAUAAGGUUGUAGUAAAUCCGAUCUUAGAUAUAGAAUUUAUCUUUGUUCCUCACCAUGAGUGUAAAAGAUUUUUUGGAGGAGUGGUGAAUACACACAUUCAGCUGCUGUUGCGUUAAAAUUUAAUCUGUUUUCUAUUUGAAUAUUUUGCACUGAAAUGAAUGGAUGUGUGUUUAAAACAGUUCUGCUCGUCAGGUUUGCAGAUGGUUCAGGAGAUAUUUUUGUUGAACGAGUGAAAGGAUCUUUGCUUUAAUGAAGCCUGGCAUCACAAAAGCACACUAAGUGUUGGCAUUAAAUCCACAGAAAGCAAGUUCUAUGAGCAUUGUAACACACACAGAACUCUCCUGUAGGCAGGAAAUAAUUAUUACUCUAUCAGUAAAAAACUGAAACUUGGGUGCUUUGGAAAAUGGGCUGUAAUUUGCUGAACAUGUGAUUUUAUUUUCUUCCUUUUUAAGACUAAAGUGUACUGUUACAGAGAGUCAAAGACACUUAACAUGUAAUCAUCUGUGUUUAAAAUAUUCAACUGAUUAAUGCAAAUAAAAAAAUAAAACAAGAUUCCUGAUUUUUUCUUUGAAAUUGUAACAUUUGAAGGUAUUUAUUGAUCUUAAAAGCUCUCUAAUUAUUUUUG
Molecule: messenger RNA, 4808 nt
Organism: Oryzias melastigma (Indian medaka)
Lineage: Eukaryota; Metazoa; Chordata; Actinopteri; Beloniformes; Adrianichthyidae
Gene: hsf4
Product: heat shock transcription factor 4
Exons: 13
Coding region: 26-1342 (438 amino acids)
Biological process (GO): regulation of DNA-templated transcription
Molecular function (GO): sequence-specific DNA binding; DNA-binding transcription factor activity
Source: RefSeq, a predicted model, not a curated record